AAAGGCGUAUCAAUAUCUGCUGCGGGGAAGGACAUGAAGCGAGUCACCCUGUUUGUUAAUGGCAGCCCACGAAAUGGGAAGGUCGUGGCUGUUUAUGGAACGCUCUCGGAUUUACUUUCCGUGGCUAGCAGUAAGCUUGGCAUAAAAGCAACCAGUGUGUAUGGUAGAAGAGGAGGCCUCAUUGACGACGUUGCUUUGAUUAGGGAUGAUGAUGUUCUUUUCGUAUGUGAAGGGGAACCGUUUAUUGAUCCCCAGACUGAUAUAAACCUACCAGAAGCAUUAACAGGAUCUCAUUCAGACUGGAUAACACUCAAUGUCGGAGGACGAUACUUCACAACUACCAGGAGUACUUUAGUUAGUAAAGAACCAGAUAGCAUGCUGGCUCGCAUGUUUAAGGAUAAAGAUGCCUGGGGGAACAAGCAAGACCACAGGGGAGCCUUCCUAAUUGACCGCAGUCCGGAGUACUUCGAACCAAUUUUGAAUUACUUGCGUCACGGACAACUCAUUGUGAAUGAUGGCAUUAAUUUGCUGGGAGUCCUGGAGGAAGCCAGGUUCUUUGGAAUCGACUCACUCAUUGAACACCUUGAAGUAGCUAUUAAGAACUCACAGCCUGCAGAAGAUCAUUCGCCGAUCUCCCGGAAGGAAUUCGUUAGGUUCCUGCUUGCAACUUCCACCAAGUCAGAGCUCCGUUGUCAGGGUUUAAAUUUCAGUGGGGCAGAUCUCUCUCGCUUAGAUCUACGUUACAUCAACUUCAAGAUGGCCAACUUAAGCCGAUGCAACCUGGCCCAUGCCAACCUGUGCUGUGCAAACCUUGAGCGAGCGGACCUCUCGGGAUCGGUACUGGAUUGUGCCAACCUCCAAGGCGUCAAGAUGCUUUGUUCUAAUGCUGAGGGCGCAUCGUUGAAAGGAUGCAAUUUUGAAGACCCCUCUGGCCUUAAAGCUAACCUGGAAGGUGCCAACUUGAAAGGUGUCGAUAUGGAGGGGAGUCAGAUGACUGGAAUUAACCUGAGAGUCGCAACCUUGAAAAAUGCAAAGUUAAAAAACUGCAACCUGAGAGGAGCGACGCUGGCAGGGACAGAUUUAGAGAACUGCGACUUGUCGGGAUGUGAUCUACAGGAAGCCAACCUGAGAGGGUCGAAUGUGAAAGGGGCCAUCUUCGAAGAGAUGCUGACUCCACUGCAUAUGUCUCAGAGUGUCAGAUAGAUUGCCCACAGGGACCUUGCUGCAGUCUGUGUUCCCUCCUUAACGCAGGAGAUGUCUCUGCGGUGUUGAAGGAACUGUCUCUGGCCAGACAGCCACGGAAUCACUUUCCUUUCGUAGGCGCGGAAUAGAUACGGAACUGAAUCCGGAAGGCUAGCAGGCUUUAGAACCCAGAGAUGCUGUCCUCGCCGAGGGUUUCGGCCCUUCUGGGUCAUCUCACUCCAAUACACCUCUUAAGAUAUAUCGAUUUAUUUAUAAAAGCACAAUAUAUGCAAUUUAUAUUUAUUAUA
This is a messenger RNA of Varanus komodoensis (Komodo dragon), 1490 nucleotides long. It is a transcript of the gene KCTD9, whose product is annotated as potassium channel tetramerization domain containing 9. Gene Ontology annotation, molecular function: protein binding. The transcript has 12 exons. NCBI's taxonomy places the organism in Eukaryota, Metazoa, Chordata, Lepidosauria, Squamata, Varanidae. Bases 34 to 1203 code for a protein of 389 amino acids. Gene Ontology annotation, biological process: protein homooligomerization; intracellular signal transduction. The record is from RefSeq and is a predicted model, not a curated record.